GGUGAAUUCGUUUUAAAGAAUUUGGUAUCGCUGUCAGGCGCACACAGUUUCCUACAAUACACUAAAAUGCCGACGCAAGCUCGGUGGUUAAACCUCAAGUUAAAAACAAACGAACCCGAGGGCCUGAUAUUUAUGUACUUCAGCCAAUCGCAAACGCCGACAACACUUUCAAUGAUCAAUGGCAAACUGGUGGUUAUGAGCCUACGAGACUCAGUGGUAACCGUUGACACGGUGUACGACGACUCGGAAUGGCACGACGUCACAGUCAACUUGGCAGCCGAACUUGGGUUGAGAGUCAAGACUCGUUCUGACAUUAAUCAGGGGAUACCAAGCGGAGUCCUUUUCCUAGGUGGUAUAAACUUUAACGCGGUUACCAACAUGACCUACAAGGCCUCUACCAUCACUCCCUUCCGAGGUUGCAUAGCCAAGGUAACCGUUGACGGAGCCUUUCCGGACUGGUUAGGACCUGUUAUAUUUCGAGGAGCGACCUUCCACAAAUGUGAGAUGACAACACCAGUCUCAACCACACCGCCGACUCUUCCACCGACAACCACAACGCUUCAGCCGACGACGCUCCGACCGAUUCGGGGAUGUACGCUGGCUUGGCUUAAUGAAGGGUUUAGGUUCGGCACCCGCGAGGACAGCCGAAUCGAGUACGCCCAGCUGCCCCACGGGCCGGCACUGGAUCUGACGGUGACACUGUGCACCUCCGACAAGCAUGGCGGGCUGAUCUUCUACGCCAAGCAACCUCCUGAGCAGUUCUUAGCUCUCUAUAUGAAGGAUGGUCAAAUCCACUUCACUUUCAACUGUGUCGGUGACAAUGCCACCAUCAUAUCCCAGGACACCUACAUCGACUCAGAGUGGCAUUCGGUCACCGCCAGCCGCAGCAACGACGGCUACGGGAGACUGACAGUAGACAACCAGGUGGUUGGUGAGACGAACACCACCUGCAAAUUCCCAUUGCCGUUGGCUGCUCCGUACUACUACGGAGGCCUGAGGAACAAUGACAGCGCGAAGACGCAUUUUGGGGACUUCUACCAGCCGUUCAAGGGAUGUAUGAAGGGUCUCAUUAUGAACGGAUUUAAGGCCGAGAUACAAAAAGUGUACGCUCUCCAAUACAGUGACAAUGUAGAAGACGGUGUGUACUUCGGACCCUCGACCAAGACCACUAGCAACUACUUGAUGCUCUCUGAAUCCGGCUUUCACGUCGGAAUCAACAUCACCAUCUCCAUGGACAUCAAGCCUCGAAACGCGACGGGCUUGCUUUUCUCUGUCCACGGCAUGAAAGACUUCCUGACACUGGAACUGAUGGAAGGCGAAGUCAUAGUUCGCGUAGAGAACGGGCUCGGAGAGUUCCAUGCGAGCUACGACCUAUUGCGAGCUAGAAACACUUCGCUGUGCAAUGGGAACUGGCAUACGAUCCAGGUUCUCAAAUUCGGUAACACAGUAUCCGUCGGCGUAGACAACCACUUUAGCGACACCGUAGUGAGAGAAACUAGCGAAUACUACGAGGAAACAAGCGACUUCGAAAUUCACGAUGACAGCGGUCUCUCCACAGACACUCGGUCUGCCAUCUUCAUCGGCGGGCACACGAGGGCUGUCUCCCGCUUGCGUGGCAUACGCUGCAAGUAUGGCUACACCGGAUGUAUUCGGAAUAUAAAGAUUAGAGAUCAGCCAGUAAAGAUUCCGUUGACGGCUGCGCAUGAAAAUGUGCAUAUUGGGGCUUGCCCGGUAGAUUAGUUUUUUGAUAUGACAAAACGAAAAAUGAAAUAUAUGUAAGCAAAAUAUACGUAGAUAACAAGAUGGUUAUUAUUGUAUGUAUUCCUACAUUAGUUUGUACGGUAUAUAUUUAUCGGCCUUGGUUGCCUGAAAAUUAAUUAUUUCACGCAACACCUUUUAA
This is a messenger RNA of Cydia pomonella (codling moth), 1900 nucleotides long. Its product is annotated as laminin subunit alpha-4-like. The record is from RefSeq and is a predicted model, not a curated record. The coding region runs from base 67 to 1740 and encodes 557 amino acids. The transcript is spliced from 10 exons. Lineage: Eukaryota; Metazoa; Arthropoda; Insecta; Lepidoptera; Tortricidae.